This is a messenger RNA of Protomyces lactucae-debilis, 519 nucleotides long. RefSeq names its product peptidase S24/S26A/S26B/S26C. Lineage: Eukaryota; Fungi; Ascomycota; Taphrinomycetes; Taphrinales; Protomycetaceae. The annotation marks the transcript as partial. Gene Ontology annotation, molecular function: serine-type endopeptidase activity. The record is from RefSeq and is a predicted model, not a curated record. The transcript has 2 exons. Gene Ontology annotation, cellular component: mitochondrial inner membrane peptidase complex; membrane.
AACUGCAUUGAUAGAACAACACCAGGACCAGGACCAGGACCAGCGCAGGUGAAGGCGUGAAGCUGCAGCUGGUGCUUUCGAUGUAUGUCAGCUCCCUGGGCGCCACUGUGGCGAACAACAUCUAGAACAAUGAAGCUCUUCACCGCAUUCCACUUACUCAUCAAUUAUGGCGGAGAAAUACACUCUACUUUCGGUCCCAGCAUGCUGCCGACAAUCAAUACAGCUGGAGACUGGUGCAUAGUCGAUAAAUGGCGCUACAGACUUGGACGCAAUCUCAGGGUUGGCGAUCUGGUGGUGGCUAGCAAGCCUGGAGGUGACGACAUUUUCGUACUCAAGCGGGUCAUUGGCAUGCCCGGUGACAUUGUGCUCAAGGAUCCGUCGGAAAGCAAACGCGAAUUCAUCAAGGUGCCUGUGGGUCACAUGUGGAUCGCCGGUGACAAUUUAUCUCAUUCAGUUGACUCGCGUCACUAUGGGCCUGUUCCUCUUGCGCUCGUUCGUGGUAGAGCGCUGGGCACUAUU